Molecule: messenger RNA, 1031 nt
Organism: Chelmon rostratus (copperband butterflyfish)
Lineage: Eukaryota; Metazoa; Chordata; Actinopteri; Chaetodontiformes; Chaetodontidae
Product: hepatitis A virus cellular receptor 1-like
Exons: 7
Coding region: 8-760 (250 amino acids)
Source: RefSeq, a predicted model, not a curated record
CAUCAACAUGCUGCCGCUCCUUCUUCACACCUUCACCUCCGUCUGUUUCCUCACAGCGCCAGCCCGAGUGUCAGCCGUCACCACGGAGACGGUGGUGGGCGUGGCCGGGAGAAAGGUGAUGCUGCCGUGUCGUUCGGAGGCCGUGAAUCAGAAAGGAGUGGAGGUGUGCUGGGGGAGAGGAGAACCGUCACUGUUCACCUGCCACAACGCUGUGAUCUACACGGCUGGAGGUCAGGUCACAUACAGGAAGUCAUACAGGUAUUCGGCACCGUCCUCGUCCUCUCUGUCCAUCUUUAACUCUCGACCGUCAGACUCUGGUUUCUAUCACUGCAGAGUUCAGCUGUCGGGUCUGUUCAACGACCAAACGUCCACCGUGCACCUCAUCAUCAUCACCCCUCGCUCUGUGGCCUCCGACUCUUCAGCAACAGAAACCUCGGAGCUCUCAGACCACAGGGACGCCGAGAACCUGAACGCACCACACACUACAACAGGUUUCCUCAGAGGAGGCGUGACAAAGCAGAGAGGAAGUGAUGUCACAGGAGAGAGCGCCACAGAGCCAAUGGUGGCGAGGGCUCAGGCGUCUGUCCAGCAGCAGGUCGACAGACUGCAGAGCUUCAUUGGAAACACAGUGAGGGGCUCCUUCAUCAUCUUCAUCCCUGCACUGCUGCUGACUGCUGCUUACAGAGUUUGGAGGACGAAUCAGAGUCCAGAGACGGACAGAAGACUGGACCAAUCAGAGGAGGAGGACAGCUGUGUGUAGCGUUUGUCUGCUGUUUCCUGUUUGGAGUUUCUUCUUUUGGUCCAGCUGGGCCACCGUACAGACCUUCAUCACAGCCGGUCGACAGCUGCUGUGUCUCUAAUGUAACGAACUACUUUUACACAAAUCCUGUACUUGACUACAAAUUUGAGUUACUUGUACUUUACUUGAGUAUUUCUAUUUUUAUGCUACUUUCUACUUCAACUGGACUGCAGUUCUGAGGGAAAUACUGCACUUUUUACUGCACUGCGUUUCUGUAACAGCUUCAGUUAAA